Malassezia globosa CBS 7966 is the source of this 2517-nucleotide messenger RNA. RefSeq lists its product as uncharacterized. The record is from RefSeq and is a predicted model, not a curated record. The coding region runs from base 1 to 2517 and encodes 838 amino acids. The transcript has a single exon. Lineage: Eukaryota; Fungi; Basidiomycota; Malasseziomycetes; Malasseziales; Malasseziaceae. Gene Ontology annotation, biological process: maintenance of protein location in cell cortex; microtubule cytoskeleton organization. Gene Ontology annotation, molecular function: tubulin binding; phospholipid binding. Gene Ontology annotation, cellular component: mitochondrion; cell cortex.
AUGCUGAAGGACGCACAUGCAGCAGAGACACGCGAGCUGCAGGCGAGUCGUGCGGCACUGGCGGAUGUCGAGACGCAGCUGGAGAAGGCGCGUGAGGAGCUCAGUGCGUUCGUGUCAGAGAGCGAAGAGAAACUGAGCGCGCAGGACAAGGAACAUCAAGCGACGCUCGAGCAGCUUCGGACCCAGCAUGCAUCGGAGCUGGCCUCUCUCCAGUCCACAUUGGACCGUGAGCGAGAAACGCAUCUGGCCGAGCAACAAAAGGCGAUCGAUGCUCUGCAGAAGGAGCACAAGAGCGCGGUCACGAGUCUGAUCGUGAAGCACGAGUCCCGCAUAGCCGCCGCCCGAGACGAGCGCCUGCAUUCAGCCGAGGCGACGAUUGGUCAGCUGCAGUCACGGCGGAACUUGGCCGACAAGGAGCACUCAACCUGGCGUGAGGCUCUCGAGAAGGAGCAUGCACAGAAACUAGGCGCGCUCACACAUGAACACGAGUCGGUACUCGAUGCACUUCGACUCGAGCACGAGUCCGAGCUUCAGCACGCACAGACGCAGCACAGCGACGCGCUUGACGCAUUGAAGAAGGAGCAUGCGUCACACGUUGCAUCGUUGGGCUUGGAGAACGAAGAGGCGAUCAAGGCGUUGGCUGCUACGCAUGCACAGGAACUGAACGACCGACUGCGCUCGCUCGAACACCAGCAUGCCGAGCGUCUUGCGUCGAUGAGUGCGGCGCACGAGGAAGCGAUCCGGUCAGCGCACAGCGAGCAGGCAAAGCAGCGAGAGGCGCUCCACGAUGCCGAGAUGCGUCUGCACCUCCUGACAUCGAAAGUCGCUGAGGCACAGAAUGCCCUCGCUGAGAUGCGCAACGAGGCAGCAGAGCAUCGCGCAGCGGCCGAAGAAGCUCGUGCCAAGCUGAUCGAUCAGUCGGUCCUGCAUCCCGACACCACAGGAGCCACAACGUCUUCCGCACCCGAUGGCGAUGACACGUUGCGUGCUGCAGAACAUGCAUCACAGCUGCAGGCAUCACAAGACCGCGCAGAGCACUAUAUGGCCCUUGCAUCCGAGUUGCGCAAGCAGCUGUCGCUCAAAGAGGCUGAAAUGAACGCUGCGUUGCGUGCCAAGGAGCGCGAGCACGAGGCGCCACUCGCCGAGCUCGCUGACAUCCAGGCUGAACGAGCGCACCUCCUGCAACAAGUCGUUGAGCUGUCUGCACAGCUCCGAGAAGCCCGUGCAGCAGCGGCAAUGACGCGCGCGCCCUCGCUCUCUAGUGUAGCGGGAGCAGCACCAGCCCUGUCGUGGGCUGGCUCGCAGGCGACUAUGUCGCGCUCGCCGUCGACUGUGACGAGUUUGUACGCGUCACCCGAGGGCUCGCGUGGACAUGGUUCGUCGGUUGGCGACGAUCACGGCGAAGCUGACGUGCCUGCCUGGGUCGGCGGCCAAGCAUCGAUGCCCGUGUUGUUGCCUGGCCACAUGAACAACAUUGAUCCUGAGGUGGCUGACGCCAUCAUCCAGUGCAUGCGAGGCGAGUGGCUGUACAAGUAUGCACCACAGCGACGGCUGCUUGGCGCAGAGCGUCGGCACAAGCGCUACUUCUUUAUCAACCCUUUUAAUCGGACCAUUCACUGGACGUCGGAGGAGCCGAAGGCCUCGGCCGGCCACGUCGCUCGCUCGAAGAACGCGUUCAUUGAGCAAGUGGCCCUGAUGGACGACUACAAUUCAAAUCCAUCUGGCCUGUACUAUCAAACGAUCGUGAUCCGCUCUGGCCACCGGGAAGUCAAAGUGACAGCACCAUCCAAGGUUCGACACCGUAUUUGGUGCACGGCGCUUGGAUACCUGCUGCAGUCAAGUGAUUCACCCGUCAUGGGUGUGAGUGCCGCGAGUUCCGACGGCACGCGAGUCUCGAUUCCCGUCGAGCUCGGCGGUCGCGGCCCCACGACCAGUCGUUCCAAGACCCUCCUUCACCGUACACAGUCGCUCCGCAACACGGCCAACACGCGCCUCCGUGCCUUGGGAUCGGCCUCUACAUUAGCUUCAACGUCAAGCUCAGCUGCUCCGGCUGCUGAGCACCAUGGUCCAUCUUCGCCGUUGUCCACACGCAUAUCCACACAGGCAGCGCCGUCAUCCCCGUAUGCCGCACCUGCACAACCGACAAGGGAGUCCACGGCGCCAUCAUCGUCCCGUUUGUCGCUCGUUACUCGGUCCAUGCACCUCCCGCGUUCGCCUUUCUCUUCCUCGUCGGCGACUGCGUCCUCUGUGCAUCCAGUCGUCAACGAACAUCCACACCCAGCGGCAGGAACGCAACAACGCAUACCGAGUGCCUGGCGCUCAACUCGCCGGUCCAAUCCUGAUAAACGUGUGCUGAGCGGACCAGGUGCUGCGCCGCCUGUACAUGCCGCUGGUAUCAUGGAGUCGCAAGCGGCCGAGGUGAUUCACAACCUACCACCACCCGUUCAGGCUCCACCAGCCAUUGUAUCAACAUCGACGCCGUCGAAGCAAAGUACGCGAAAAUCACGAUGGUGGUGA